Meloidogyne enterolobii is the source of this 212-nucleotide messenger RNA. NCBI's taxonomy places the organism in Eukaryota, Metazoa, Nematoda, Chromadorea, Rhabditida, Meloidogynidae. The record is from the annotation of a GenBank genome assembly.
AUGCAAAACUCAGAAGGUGUUUCUAUCAACAACAACGCAAAGAAUCUGCAAUGUUCGUGUGAAAUGGAACUUUGGCUCGGUAAAAAUCCGUCUUCCGGAGUCGCUAGUCUUAGAUUGGGGACGCGCGAUACUUGAAGCUGUACGUGGCAGGGCUGAGGCUUCUUACGAAUCUCAUCAUUGUUCACCGACUGUUCAUUAUCGACCCACUACUC